This is a messenger RNA of Aspergillus melleus, 2049 nucleotides long. RefSeq names its product putative C6 transcription factor. Gene Ontology annotation, molecular function: DNA-binding transcription factor activity, RNA polymerase II-specific; zinc ion binding; sequence-specific DNA binding. The record is from RefSeq and is a predicted model, not a curated record. NCBI's taxonomy places the organism in Eukaryota, Fungi, Ascomycota, Eurotiomycetes, Eurotiales, Aspergillaceae. The transcript is spliced from 2 exons. Bases 1 to 2049 code for a protein of 682 amino acids. Gene Ontology annotation, biological process: positive regulation of transcription by RNA polymerase II; DNA-templated transcription.
AUGACUAACAGGGACCCCGAAUUUCGCCAUCAGCUGGGCAAGUUCCGUCUCGACUCCUCCCUUGCGCCGCAUACCUCCGCCCAAUCGCCCCUGCUCAACAACUCCCUACCCCCGCCAACGCACCUCCCUUCCCACGUCUCCUCCCCGUCGCAUCGCAGCAAACGCGUCUCCACCGCAUGUGAUUUCUGUCGCAAGCGCAAGAAGAAAUGUGACUUCCGCUACCCCAAUUGCUCCGCCUGCACGCGUGCCGGCGUGCGUUGUACCAUCCCGCCGCCCGGGCCCCAGGUCGCCAGCGCUUCUGUCCCGCGAGAUCAGCUCGAAAACCUACAAAACCGUGUGCGAUGGCUGGAGGAGGUCGUGCGGAAGAAGACGGGCAUUCCCGUGGCCGACCGGCCCACGGGGAGUCCUCUUGAUGGCGAGGGAGAUCCGGACUGGUGGUAUCAGAUGCCGAGCAUGCUGAUGAGCCGGAGUAACUCGAUGCGCCCGUUGGGCGGAACGCCGGCGUCAAAUAGUCCGGCCAGCGCGUCUGGGGUCGGCACCGACCUGCCCAACGUGGGUGAGAUCUUUCGCGACCAUCUCGAACAUCGCCGGCCCUCGGUGGCCCGGCCCACGAUCACCUCGACCAAGACCGCCCCCCGCGUCCUCCGACUCGCCUCGCUGGAAGAAGCCGAGCAGGUGGCCUCGCGGUACUUUGACAGUAUGGGGUACCAGUAUCCGUUCCUGCACCGCUCCGACUUCUUUCCACCGCUGCGUCGCAUCUACGCGGGCGAGACUCCGACGACGGAGUUUCACUAUACCUACCACAUUACCAUCGCGAUCGCUCUGUUGAUCGGGUCGUCCGAUGGCACGCAAGCGAUGGAGUUCUACCGUGUGAGCCAGGAGACGCUACCGCUGGCUCUGCAGAAUGAGGACCUGGCGGCGGUGAAAGCGCUGCUCAGCAUGGCGCUGUACACCCUUUUCGCGACCACUGGCCCCAGCGUGUGGCAUGUGCUGGGCACUGCUUUGCGGCUGGCAACCAGUCUAGGUCUACACAAGGCUCGGCCUGCAGCGAGCGUGAUCGAAGAGGAGAUGACCAAACGGGCGUUCUGGAGCCUGUACAACCUGGAUCGGCUGAUUGCCAGCACGCUGUGUCGGCCGCUGGGCAUCGUGGACGAGGACAUCAGCGUCAGCCUCCCGCGGGAGUUCAACGACGAUUGGACAGAGGCGCCGGGAACCAGCGUGAUGACCAUCCCGGUGCAGGUCGUUCGCCUGCGUCGGAUCUUUUCACGCAUUUACCGUUACCUAUAUAACAAUCAACCCCCUCCCCCGACGAACGAAGUGGUUGUGACGCUCAGCCAUUUCCGCCAAGAGCUGGAUGACUGGCGUCGGAAUGCGCCGGUCUAUCCGCCAGCUCUUCUGUAUUCUACGAGCUACUAUGACUACCUCUAUGCCACAACCCUCCUGCUCAUGUACCGACCCAGUCCACGGAAUCCGACUCCUGAUGCAACGAGCAUCGUUAGUUGCGGCGACGCCAGUAUCCAGGUCAUUCGAUCAUACUGGGACAGCUACUCGGUGGGCAAGUUGAAAUGGAUCUGGUUGACGCUGAGCCAGACGUACUUCGCGGGAAUCACUAUCCUCUGGUGUCUAAACCACGAUUUUCUCGCGGUACGCGACGGUCUCCCGCCCGCGUGGCAGCCAGACGACCAGACCAUGCGCCGCGCCAUCCAGGCGGUGGUGGUGCUGUUGGAAGAGUUUGGCAAGCGACGACCGGGUGUCGAACGACUGGCGGAGACGUUCCGACAGCAGAGCACAAUGAUCUUCAGCCACCUAGCAUACCAACAGGAGCAAUUGGGUCAGCAGAACCCUCCGCAACCGCCGCCACCGCCGCCGGUGUCGCAGCAGCCGCAUGUCCUGGUGGCGCCGCCCGUGCCUCUGGCGCCGGUGCUGGACGACGUGUUGCUGGUCAAUGACUCGGGCAAUAUUCCUGUGAUGGACCCUCACCUGGCGCAACAAUUGCUGUAUUCCUAUGAUUGGUUCCAAGAGGAGAUGGCGACCUUCUAUACCCUAUGA